CAUUCUCCCAGAACGGAAGGGCAAUAGACGAACAGAAAAGAAGAUACACAAAAGAGAAUAAGAGUGAAAGAUGAGCAGCAUUGGGACUGGUUAUGACCUUUCCGUCACUACUUUCUCUCCUGAUGGUCGUGUUUUUCAGAUUGAAUACGCAGCCAAAGCCGUCGAUAACAGCGGAACUGUCGUCGGCAUCAAGUGCAAAGAUGGGAUCGUUAUGGGUGUCGAGAAGCUCAUAACGUCUAAGAUGAUGCUACCUGGUUCGAAUCGGAGAAUCCACUCUGUUCACCGUCAUUCUGGAAUGGCUGUGGCUGGAUUAGCUGCAGAUGGGAGGCAAAUUGUUUCUCGAGCGAAGGCUGAGGCGAAUAACUAUGAAAGUGUUUAUGGCGAACCCAUACCUGUGAAAGAACUUGCCGAACGUGUUGCCAGUUAUGUGCAUUUGUGCACACUCUACUGGUGGCUCAGGCCUUUUGGGUGUGGAGUAAUCCUUGGAGGUUAUGAUAGAGAUGGACCACAACUGUAUACGAUUGAAACUUCCGGUGUUUCAUAUAGGUAUUUUGGUGCUGCGAUUGGAAAGGGACGACAGGCAGCUAAGACGGAAAUUGAAAAGUUGAAGCUUUCUGAAAUGACCUGUAGGGAAGGAGUCAUUGAAGUUGCAAAGAUCAUAUAUGGGGUGCAUGAUGAGGCAAAGGACAAGGCAUUUGAAUUGGAAAUGAGCUGGGUCUGUGAUGAGUCAAACCGCCAGCAUCAGAAGGUUCCAGAUGAGCUCUUGAGAGGAAGCUGAGGUAACUAUGGUGGCAGCACUAUUAGAAACAUUUGUGGAUUUAUAACAGCUAAAAUGUUCUCUUUCAGCCAUCUUGGGCAUUAGUAAAAAUACUUUAUAAUGCUUGAUUUCUCAUGUCUCUAUAGAUUUGAUUGUGGAUUAUUCAUCUGUUACUGAAAUCUGAA
Telopea speciosissima is the source of this 942-nucleotide messenger RNA. RefSeq names its product proteasome subunit alpha type-3. Gene Ontology annotation, cellular component: nucleus; proteasome core complex; proteasome core complex, alpha-subunit complex. The record is from RefSeq and is a predicted model, not a curated record. The coding region runs from base 71 to 778 and encodes 235 amino acids. Gene Ontology annotation, biological process: ubiquitin-dependent protein catabolic process. The transcript has 10 exons. NCBI's taxonomy places the organism in Eukaryota, Viridiplantae, Streptophyta, Magnoliopsida, Proteales, Proteaceae.